GAAAAAAAAUAACAGAAAAGAAAUAAAAAUUAAAGCGAGCAGAUCGCAUCGGAAGUCUCCCUGCUCGUUCGCGAGGUUCGACCAUUGACGAGAAGCAUCGAACGAGUCUCGCCGCCUCUCUCUCUCUCUCUCUCUCUCUACAAGGCGGUUCCUGUCUCCGGCGCGGCGGAAGCGUCCCCCUCUCUCGGCGGAAGGGCCGCGGCGGGCUUCGCCGGCUUGAUCUUUGGGGGGGCGGUGGUGGUGGUGGUGGGGGGGAAGCCCAAGCCAUGGCGGAGACCUCGAAGGACGAGCUGGUGCAGCUGAUCAGGAGGUUCGGGGCUUACCUCACCGUCAAGUUCUCCAACAUCUUCUCGAUCUCGCUCAACAACAUGAAUUCGCGCUCGCUUGGGGCAAUUGCUGGGUUUGCUGUUGCCGUAGUUUUUACAUGGAGGUUAUUGAGGACACCUAGAGGCCCUCAAAGACGGGUACAAAAAAGACAAGCUGCUUCACCUACCAGUUCGGGUCUAGCUUCUCAGACAAAUACAGCCUCGACUUCUUCUGGAGUUUGUUCAACUUCAGAGGAUUUAAGGGCACGAAAUGUUGUUGAUGAGUUUUUCCAGCCUGUGAAGCCAACAUUGGGGCAGAUUGUGAGGCAAAAAUUGAGUGAAGGUCGAAAGGUCACAUGUCGUUUGCUCGGAGUUAUUCUUGAGGAAAGUAGUCCUGAGGAGAUUCAGAAACAAGCAACUGUAAAAUCCUCUGUGUUGGAAGUACUUUUGGAGAUCACCAAAUUUUGUGAUCUUUAUCUCAUGGAAAGAGUUCUUGAUGACGAGAGUGAGAAAAAAAUUCUUCAGGCCUUGGAGUAUGCUGGAGUCUUUACUUCAGGUGGUCUCAUCAAGGAGAAGGUUCUUUUCUGUAGCACAGAGAAUGGGCGUUCCUCUUUUGUUCGGCAACUAGAACCAGACUGGCACAUUGACACAAACCCUGAAGUCAUCUCUCAGUUAGCGAGAUUCAUCAAGUACCAACUUCAUGUGACCCCCAUCAGACCUGAAAGGACGGCCUCUAACGUGUUCAGUUCCCCAUCUUUGGAGCAGUUCUUCGGGAGCAUUUAGCAGUAACUCAUAAAAUUCGCAAAUGCGAUUGUAUAUUUAUGUCCUCCUGUUUAUUAUCUGGUCUGAUAAUCUUCCCGCUCAGUUCCUCAGGAGUUCCAAUAUUCACCAGCUGUGGCUGGUUUUCCGAUGAUAAUUGGGUCGAGGUCUUGGCUCACUAUUAAUCUCAGUCAACUUCGUUGGAUCAUGAGAUUCGCUGUUUGCAAUUCAUAUUGCAUUAGUUUCAUAGACAAGAGUUUUUAAGUUUCUGUUGUACUACUACCCUUUGGAUAUAUCAAACAUUUUGUGAGCUGUAGAGCAAGAUACCAUAAGCUUUUUUGGGCAUAUAUCCUGUGUGUUCUGAGAUUCUUUUUUCAAUAGGAUUUUAAUAAUUCAUA
Molecule: messenger RNA, 1462 nt
Organism: Syzygium oleosum
Lineage: Eukaryota; Viridiplantae; Streptophyta; Magnoliopsida; Myrtales; Myrtaceae
Product: peroxisome biogenesis protein 22
Exons: 8
Coding region: 267-1088 (273 amino acids)
Biological process (GO): peroxisome organization
Source: RefSeq, a predicted model, not a curated record